AUGGAAUUCAUAGUUCCGGAGAGACUCGAGAUGGCGCGCAUCAAGAUGCAGGUCGCGCUCAAGUUGUCGGACAAAUGGCAGAUCACCGAUGCAUCGCAGCUCCACUGGCGGAAGAAGCUGAAGCGUGCUGCCGAAGAUUGCGGCAAUGUGGCACACAAAUGCAGGCAAAUUUCUCUGGAAGAAGACAAGUCAGAGCAGGUGAUAAGGCAAUCCUCGUUUCCCAGACGUAUCGCACACGCGGCAAAGGCAUUCAUCUCCUCUUUCGUCAGCCGUGACAAUGAUCACUGCUCUGCGGUUACCAUCACCACUGUCCGAAGAUUUGAGAGGCUCGCGGACGGUGCUGCUGAAUUUGUAAGAUUUGUGCAGCUUGGCGGAACACCCCGCCAUCACCUGUUCUUCGACCCUCUCAUUGGGCAUAUGUUCGCGGGGAAAACGAUAACGUAUCAGCUGUUGCAUCCGGGAGGUCAGUAUCACUACUUCAACAUUCGCCCUAUGAGUUUCGAGGAGCGUGGGCUGGAGGCUAUGCUAUCCUUCAUAUACGAAGAUUGCAAGGUUCCCAAGAACAGUUUUGGGCUCGGAGUCAUGAUGCGUCUUUCAGAGAGUACAGACAUAAUUGGUACCACUGUCAAGUGCUUGCAACUGGUGACGCCUCACUUCAAGUCCAUGGUUGGCGUUGUCAUCAAAGAGAUCACCCAGCUCCCUACACAAGAUUUUUCCUGUGUUGCACACGUGGAACACUGGAACAACGUCCACAGAAUUUUGACUAGAUGGUUCCGCCCAGAUCCACUAUGUUGCCAAGGAUAUGAGCAUGAUGUCAUGCCUUCUUGCUGCCAUGAAGGAAGUGAUAGCAGCAGGUGGCCAUGA
Molecule: messenger RNA, 864 nt
Organism: Aegilops tauschii subsp. strangulata
Lineage: Eukaryota; Viridiplantae; Streptophyta; Magnoliopsida; Poales; Poaceae
Source: RefSeq, a predicted model, not a curated record